CGGGUGGAGGGAGGAGGGCCUCCGCAGGGAUUUCUGAAAGAGCCUACGGCCGGGAAUCUGUGCGAGUAACAGCUCAGAUGCCUAAGAAAUUCUCUAUCGUGAAAACUUCUCUACCUAGCAGUCGUGCUGCAAUGGGUUUGGAAGGAAGGAAUAACAGGAGACUUCUGAUGGUCCCGGAGGUUGGAUAUAGCAUUGCAGAAAGUGGUGAUGUGAAGGUCUGGGAAAAUACUAGUUGCAUCUGGAAAGGAGGUCAAGAGGGCACCCAAAAUGAGCUUAGGAGUGUUACCACAUCCACACCUUUGGAGCAAGAUGUGAGGCUUUAUACUACUGGCUGGUGCAAUGAUUACUCUAACUUUCUUCUAGAGCUAAACAUGCUGGGCUGGAUCCUUGAGAAUCUCAUUGCUGUCACUGUAGGACCUGCUGCACACAUCUGGAAUGGACUUGAUUUGAAAGCCAUUGAAGGCAUUGAUUUGAAUUCCAGCUCCAAACACAUUUCACAUCUGGCUUGGAAUAAAGGAAUAUGCCUUGCAGUUUGGAUCAGUGAUGGAGAAGUGCAAUUGUGGAACAUUGAAACCAGAAAGAGGUCGAGAAAUAUGUUUGGCCACCUGUCUGUAAUUGGAGCGCUGUCUUUUCUCAUCUGCGGUGGCUUGCUACUAGGAUUUGUCCACCACCGUGAUGUUCAGGCUGCUCAACACCAUGUUGGGAUUCUUUGUCAAAACAAACAAAACAUUUGCAGCCUGAAAUUGUCACAAAUGUUGCUGGCAUUUUGGUCUAGAGGUCGUAUAUUGAAUAUUUGGCCUAGCAACCCUGGGGUGAAAUUGCAGUCACAGACACUGAAAAUCAUACUUCCCUUCUUAGCAGUUAAGGCCAUGACCUGGUGUCCUUGGCAGUCAAAAGUCCUUGCUACAGGAGGUGGAAUGAAAGAUGGGAUUUGUGUCUGGCCCAUGAAUUGUGAGAAAAUCAUCCAAAGUGCAAUUACAGAUUCACAGAUUUCUUUCUUGCUCUGGUUUACCCAGUGAACUGACAAUGGGAAAGGCCUUCCUGGAAAUCAGAUGAAAAUAUGGAAGUAUCCCAUGCUUGUCAAUUCAUUAGAACUCUGUCACAAAGGGAUAAUCUUGCAUAUAACCCUGAGCUCAGAUCAGAGUAGGUUCAUUUUUGUUGCAGUGGAUGGGAUGUCUUGUCUGUAA
Molecule: messenger RNA, 1187 nt
Organism: Onychostruthus taczanowskii (white-rumped snowfinch)
Lineage: Eukaryota; Metazoa; Chordata; Aves; Passeriformes; Passeridae
Gene: CDC20B
Product: cell division cycle 20B
Biological process (GO): positive regulation of anaphase-promoting complex-dependent catabolic process; anaphase-promoting complex-dependent catabolic process; positive regulation of ubiquitin protein ligase activity
Cellular component (GO): anaphase-promoting complex
Molecular function (GO): ubiquitin ligase activator activity; anaphase-promoting complex binding; protein binding
Source: RefSeq, a predicted model, not a curated record